Maniola jurtina (meadow brown) is the source of this 481-nucleotide messenger RNA. RefSeq names its product adenosine 5'-monophosphoramidase HINT1 (gene HINT1). The transcript is spliced from 3 exons. The record is from RefSeq and is a predicted model, not a curated record. Lineage: Eukaryota; Metazoa; Arthropoda; Insecta; Lepidoptera; Nymphalidae. The coding region runs from base 43 to 429 and encodes 128 amino acids. Gene Ontology annotation, cellular component: nucleus; cytoplasm. Gene Ontology annotation, molecular function: hydrolase activity. Gene Ontology annotation, biological process: purine ribonucleotide catabolic process.
UAAACGUCAAAUCGCAGAAAAAAAAACAUAUUCAUAAAAAACAUGGCGGGUGGAGAAGUGGAACUCGCGCAAUCUGCGGCUCCUGGAGGCGAUACGAUAUUCGGGAAGAUAUUGAGGAAAGAGAUUCCUGCUAAAUUCGUCUAUGAAGACGACCAGUGUGUGGCCUUCCACGAUGUGAACCCGCAAGCACCAACCCACAUCCUGGUGAUCCCAAGAAAGCCAAUCCCUCAGCUGUCUAAAGCGGGAGAUGAAGAUGAAAACUUGCUAGGACAUCUGCUUUCUACAGCUCGCAAAGUUGCAGCCCAAGAAGGUUUAGACAAAUCUGGAUUUCGAUUGGUUAUUAACGAUGGGAAGAAUGGUGCGCAGAGUGUUUACCAUCUACAUAUUCAUAUUCUAGGGGGGCGCCAAAUGCACUGGCCCCCUGGCUAAGUGUUGGUGUUUGUCUGUGGUUAAUAAAGCGAAUGUUGAUCUAUAUAGAAAG